This is a messenger RNA of Closterium sp. Yama58-4, 6733 nucleotides long. Lineage: Eukaryota; Viridiplantae; Streptophyta; Zygnematophyceae; Desmidiales; Closteriaceae. The record is from the annotation of a GenBank genome assembly.
AUGGAGCAGCUUCUGGCGGGCGAGGCGCGGAGGGACGCGCUAGUGGUCGACGGCCGGCAGGUGGCUGGCAGCGGUGACGUGGCGGCGCUAUGGAGCGCGUGCGAGGAGAGGGUGACCGUUAGGGGCGCGCGCAGCGUGGAGUGGAGUGCAGAGGGCGUGCUGCGCAAGAAGCUCACCACACCUCAAGCCAUCUCGCAGGCAGCAUGGGUACGAAUGCACGGGGAGGCGGCACGCUCAUCGCUCGCGCUGCUGCACGCGCAUGGGCUCACUCUCGCCGCCAUCAAUGGUGACACGCACGAGAUGCCGCUGCCUUUUACCUGCUCGCGCCUCUGGCCUCUUCCCAUCGGCCUGCUGCUGCAACCCCUGCACUUCCUGCACUCGCUGCCUGCACAAACACACGCCUUCCCCCCAUCUACACCUCUCCCCGUGCACCCGCUCUCCCCUUUCCCCUCUGCACCUUUUCCGGCCUCCUCUCCAUUCGCCUUCCCCAUCCCCACUGCUGCCACUGCUCCUUUCCCCUCGCCUGCCUCCCCCAUUCCCUUCCCCGCUCUCUCCCCCCACACUCCUGCCAUCAACUCCUCCCUGCCUGCUCAAGCCGCUGCCGCCACCGCUGGUGCUGGUGGGGCAGCUGGCGGGCAGGCAGGGCGGGCAGGGGGUGGCGCGAUGGGUGGUACUGACUGGGCGGAUGGGGCAGUGGGUGGGGCGCACAUGGGGGGGGCGCACUUGGGGGGGGCGCACUUGGGGGGGGCUGACAUGGGGGGCCCUUACAUGGAGGCAGGGUGCUUCACGCUCUUACACGCACAUGAUGAACUGCAGCCCUCCGUUACCCCCUCUGAUCCCCUCUUCCUCGUUCUCUCCCUCCUCAUUAACACGCCCCUUUUCACCACUCUUCCCUGCACUCCCCUCGACACGCUUCCACUCUCUCCCCGCUCCCCUCUCUUCCAGCCAGUGGCCAUGGAGGGCACAUCACCAUGGCAGCAGGGAGGGAGUGAGGAGGUGCUCUGGUCGUCCACGGAGGUGCCGCUGCUCGCCACCUUCAACCACGCCCGUCGCCAGCACUCCGUGUGGCACCUGCGCUACCUCCCACAACGCUUCCUGCACCAAUCAUCUGGCGCCCCGUCAGCAGCAGAGCAGGAUCCACUAAUUGCAGGGCUGAGCCCCGUGUCUCCAGCAACGGCUGCUGGGAGGGCGGAGGGGGUGAUGGGGACGGGGGGGGUGAGGGGGGCGGGCCAGGAGGGUGUGGUGGCAGGGAGAGGAGGCGGUGGGGGUGGGGGGGAUGCGGGCAUGGUGGGGGAUCUGAGGCUGCAGGCGGGGCGAGGGGAUGUGGGUGGGAGUGUGGGCAGUGGGGACAGGCGGGGGAGGGGAGGGGGAAGAGGAGGUGCGGCAGGCGUGGCAGCAGCGGCGAAGCUGAGUCGCUUCGCGGGGGGUGGGGGGGGUGGGGGGCCUGGUGGAGGGGUGGGGGGGAGAGCAGCAGGAGGACAGGCUGGGAGUGGUCGGGGAAGCAUGGAGGGGCAGACGGGGGGGGGAGGGGUGGGCGAGAGGGGCGGGGAUGGUGGGGAGGGGCGGGCGGGAGGCGAGAGGUGGGAUGCGGAGGGAGAGGGCGGAGGGUGGUGUGUGCGCAUGACACGUGUGUGGACGGGGCUUACAGGCCAGGACAAGGCCUCCCACGUGCUGCUCCUCUCCCACACCCCCCUAUCCUCCUCUCCCCCUGGCCCUUCCUCCUCCUGCCCCCACCACACGUCCCUCCCUGCCGCCAUCGCGCCUCUCCUCAGUCCCUCGCCCCCCCGUGGCUCGGCCUCCCUUGCCUUUUGCACGCCCGCUAGCCAGCGCGUGUGGGUGCGACACGUGGCGUAUGGAGGCCCAGGGGAGGUCCAGGGCGAGGGGGGUGCGGAGGAGGAGGAGAGCAGGGCCGAUGAAAAGGGGGGGAGUGGGAGAGGCGGGGAUGAGGGCAGGGGGAGGGUGGUGCACAUGGAGGGGCGGCGCUGCUGGUCGGUGGAGGCUGUCUCUGCUGUGGCUGAGCAUCGCUUCCAAGUCAAGCUAGCAGUCGCCGCCCACCUGCCUGCCAGGUGUCUCGCUGCCAUUCGUGCCAGCCCCUUCCCCCGCCGCCUCUCCCACGACCUGCGCUGCGCCCUGCUCGCCCCGCGCCUCUGGAGGCUGCAGCAACAGCAACGCAGGGGGGAGCACAAGGCAGGGGAGCGUGUGGAGAGAGGUGGUGGGGCGGGUGAGGGGCGGCGAGUGGAGCUAGUGAAGCUGUGCACGCUGGUGGGCGCGGCUGAUGGGGAUGCUGAUGAUGCAGAGGGAGGGGAGGGCGAGGAGUGGUGCACGCUGCUGGGUGUGGUGGAGGAGUGGAUUGAGGCGGCACUGGUGGGGGGUGGUGCUCGCACUGGCACUGGCAAGCAGGACAAGGAAAGAGAGAGGAAGCAGGAGGGAGAGAGAGAAGGGGAGCAGGGCGCAGAGGCAAUGGAGGUGGAUGGUGAGGGCGACACAGGCAGUGCAGGCAGGGGGGCACAGGGAGGUGCAGGCCAGGGGAGUCAAGCAGCAGCAGGUGGGGAGGGAGGGAGCGAGGCAGGGCAGUCAGCAUGGGAGGGGCUGCUGGGCAGCCAGCACCACCGCCACCUGCUGCUCGCCGGUGCUCCCCCCUGGAUGCCGUUCCCCCUCCCCUCACCGCCCACUACCGUCCAUGCCGCUCCUGCUCGCCCUGGUGCUGCCACUACUGCUGCAACGCCCAGCAUGCCUGGGGGGGAGAGAGGGGCAGACGGGGAGGGAGUGCAGGUGGGGGGAGAGUGGGGCGAGGGCGGGGAGGGCGUGGGGGUGGGGGAGCUGGUGGAGGUGCUGUGGGCGCUGCACGGCGUGUAUGAGGAGAGCCGCCUUGAUGCCCUGUGCCGCAGCUCGCUGCCUGCCCUAGCAGCGUUAGUGUGGGUGCUGGCAGCAGUGCUGGGCGCGCAUGACCUGUGCGACCACUACCAGCGCCACCAUCCCGCCCUCGCCCUCCUCGCUUGCUCCUUUCCUCCCAUUCUGUCAGAGCGCGCACUGCCUCCCCACCCUGCAUUGCCAUCCGUCGUGCCAUGUGUCUUCACCUGGUUGGCUCGCACUGCGCAGUUCGGUCCAAGUCAUGCCGCCCCUUGGCUGGCGUGGAUGCCCCCCUCCUUGCUGUCCACUGCCGCCCUGCCUACGCUGGGCAGUGCAGGGCAGGCGGCAGAGGGAGUGGUGGGAGGGGAGAUGGAUGGGAGAGGCAGAGAGGCAAGAGGAGGGCGGGGAGCAAGGGAGGGCAGGGGCGUGCAGGAGGGCGGCGAGUGGUGGGAGAAGUGGGAGAGCGAGGGGGAAGGAGGCACAGGGCUGCUGCCUCUGGUGGUGGCGCUCUUUUCGCUGCUCUUCCCCCACGGUGACUGGACCCGCCCUGCUGCCCGCCCUACUGCCCGCGCGCCACCGAAAGCCAGGCACAAGGCGGCUGUGGGAGAAGGGGCGCCGGGUGGAGGGAAGGCAAGCACUGACAAGGGAGGGAAAGGGGGUGCAGAGGGGGAUGAAGGUAGGGGCGGGGCCGCGGCAGUGGCAGGAUGGGGCGAUGGUGUGGGGGGGAUGAGUGAGCGGUGUGUGGCAGCCAUGGUGGCGGCACGCAUGGGGAGGUCCGACCUGCAGAGGCUGCCCCCUGCCGUCGCCCUGCCCCUGCUGCAGGUCAGCUCCUUCCCUUGCCAUCAUCCCUUCUUGCGUUCUUCCUCCUCGCUUUUCCUCUCUUCCCAAAUCCUUUCAAUCGCGCUGCAUGUGUGCAGGGAGAGCCCGCCCCCCGGGUGGCCAGCAGCGGCAUACGUGCUGGUGGGGAGGGACGACCUCGCUGCCACCGCCACCGCCUGCCUGCGCUGCUUCUCCCUCCGCCACUCGUCGCUGCCUCGCUGCCCCUCCCCUCACUCGCAUCUCAGCGGCGCUGCGGAAGGCACCACCGCAACCACGGAAUUAUGCACCACUGCAGUGCCGCACUCCCUCUCGCCGCCCGCCUUCUCCUUCCCUCCCACUGUGCUCGUCCGCCCGCUCUCCCCCUUCCCCUCGUCCCCCCACCCCUCCCUGCACCCCUCCCUCGCCCUCCCCGGAUCCCACACCACUCAAGGCCUCGCCUCCGCCUCAGGGGUGGGCGUGGGGGGCAUGGGGGCGGGGGCGGGCAGCGGAAUGGGGGUGGGGGGGGCAUCGGAUGCAGCGGGGGUGGGAGGGGGAGGGGCGGGUGUGGAGGGUGCGGGCGGCGAGGGCAUGGUGGCGGACGGCAUGGAGCAUCUGCUGCUGCCGCCCGCCCGCUCCCUGCUGGCCCUACGCUUUCCCUGCGACCUGCGCCUUGCUGAGGCCCUGUCGGUCCCCAAGCUGGUGCUGGCGGGGCGCUUGAUGGCGCAGAACGAUGCCACGGUGGGUGGCACAGGGCAGGGCAUGCAUGGGCCUGGCAGUGGGCUCUUGGAUCCGGCUGCCCUGAUGCUUCUGCGGAGUAUCACCGUUACCUUCAACAGUUCUAUCCCUCUCUCCACCAAUGCGUCUCACUCUCCUCUCCAGGUGGGACUGGAUGGCUCGCUGGGCAACCUAUCAGAGCUCGCCACGUGGCCAGAGUUCCACAACGGGGUGGCGGCCGGCCUCAAGCUCGCCCGGGAGGCCUCGAGUGCGCACGGCGGGUUGCUCAUGGCGCUGGGGCUGCGCGGCCACCUGCGUGUGCUCGCCCCCACCGACUUCUUCCGUGACCUCGCCCUCGAGCACGAGGCAACGACGGUGGGUGUGCUGCUGGGCGCUGCUGCGUCGUACCGCGCCACCAUGGACGCCAAUAUCUGCAAGAUGCUCUAUCUGCACAUCCCAUCGCGCCACCCUCCUUCUUUCCCCGACCUCGAGCUCCCUCCCAGCAUCCAGGUACGUCUACCAUGGCUUUCCUCUCAUCCAAGUGCCGCGCUUCUGCUCCCAUCAACUGUUCCCCCCCCCCCCCUGCAUGUUUCUAUCCCCACCUCAAUGCCCAAUCUGCUCCAUCCACCACUUGCUGCCCUUUGCUCUCUGCACCCCCCUGCACCCCUCUCUGCUCCCUGGCACGGUGCAGACGGCAGCGCUGGUGGGGGUGGGGCUGCUGCACAUGGGUCCCUUCUUGCUCAUUCGUCUCCUCAGUCCCUUCUUGCUCAUUCGUCUCCUCAGUCCCUUCUUGCUCAUUCGUCUCCUCAGUCCCUUCUUGCUCAUUCGUCUCCUCAGUCCCUUCUUGCUCAUUCGUCUCCUCAGUCCCUUCUUGCUCAUUCGUCUCCUCAGUCCCUUCUUGCUCAUUCGUCUCCUCAGUCCCUUCUUGCUCAUUCGUCUCCUCAGUCCCUUCUUGCUCAUUCGUCUCCUCAGUCCCUUCUUGCUUAUUCGUCUCCUCAGUCCCUUCUUGCUCAUCUCAUCUCUUCUUCAUCGUUCCCUCAGCUUUUCCUCCGAAAUCGUUGUCAUCCCCAUGUCUCCCACUUUCCCUUAACCCCUUCCCACCUUCUCCUUCCCUCGCCACAGCAGCAGGGACAACAGGGAGUAGCGGGGCAGGCGGAGUGGAGUUGGGGGGGAGGGGGAGCAGCAGGAGACAAGCCGGGGGGCAUGGGGCAGUGGCCGGGUGCCACUGCCAGCAGCACCGGUCAUGUGUUGGAGGGCAACACACCCAAUGUGGAUGUCACAGCACCAGGAGCCAUCCUCGCACUCGCCAUGAUGUACCUUCAGUCGAACAACGAGGCGGUGGCAGCACGCCUGGCCCCGCCAGCAACGCACUUCGCUCUCGAGUUUGUGCGCCCCGACUUCAUCCUCCUGCGCGUCCUCGCCUGCUCCCUCAUCCUCUGGGACAGGGCAGGGCAUGGUGCAAGCCGGCAUGUGUCUAUUGACCCUCACACCUUCACUCCACCCACGUUUGCACCUCCUCCGACCGCCACACCUUCCCUCCUAUCGCACCUCCAUCCUCCCACCCUCUGCUUUUCUCGCUGCCUUCACUCCACCUCCUCAUGUGUCUGUCUUCAUUCUCUCUUUCCUUCCCCCAUCUCUGUCCCCUUCCCUUUCCCCCACACAGGGCUGCGCUAUGCAGGUUCAGCCAACGGUGAAGCAGAGAAGCUUCUCCGAAGCUACGCGCUGCUAUUCUUCUUCCUCCGAGAGCGCCGGCCCGUCACAGCCGUGGGCUGUCCAUUCGCGGUGCCGCUGCAGCACUGGCGGGCGCUGCUGGAUGCCCGCACCCUGGACACCGCUGUCAACGCUGCCGUGCUCUCCCUCUCCCUCGUCAUGGCAGGAACGGGUCAUCUGCCAUCGCUGCGUCUGCUGCUUUUCUUCCACCGCCGCACUGCUGCUGCCGCCGAUGCCGCUGCUGUCAACGCUGCCACCACCUAUGGCUCGCACAUGGCGGUGAGCAUGGCGAUCGGUUUCCUGGCCCUCAGCGCCUGCCAGGCCACCUUCUCCACUUCGCCCCCGGCUGUGGCGGCGCUGCUGCUCGCGCUCUUCCCGCACUUCCCCUCCUCGCCCUCCGACCACCGCUGCCACCUGCAGGCGUUGCGGCAUUUCUGGGUGCUGGCGGUGGAGGAGAGGGCGUUCGUGGAGGCAGUGGAUGUGGACACGUGGCAGCCUGUCAUUGCCCCACUGCGCCUCACCCUCAAGCCCUCUGACUCGUCCACUCCUACCACUCUGUCGCUGCACACGCCGUGCCUGCUGCCACCGCUGCCUCAGCUGAGGGAGCUGCGGCUGUGUGGACGCAACUUCUGGCCUCUGCGAGUUGCUGCCAGAAUAGCAG